Messenger RNA from Paramuricea clavata, 21889 nucleotides. Lineage: Eukaryota; Metazoa; Cnidaria; Anthozoa; Malacalcyonacea; Plexauridae. The record is from the annotation of a GenBank genome assembly.
GUAAGUAUAGUAUACAAUUAUGUUAUACUUACGAGUUUUAUUUGACAGUUCAUCGACCAAACCCUCUGAACGUUGUAAUGUGACUUGCAUUUCAUUUUUUGUUUGCCGUAAUUCUUUUGUCAGUGCAUCCACAUUUUUUAAAGCUUCACCCAAUUUUCCUUUCAUUUCCACACUUCCUUCACUCUUCAAUGUCACCUCCUUAGUAACAUUAGAUAAUUUCCUUUCCAACUCCGAAACUUGACCCUUUGUGGUGUCAAGGUCUUUUCGCAAAACUAAAAUCCUAUCUUUGUAUUGUUUUUCUUGAUUUUUCCACGAGUUUCUUAAAUCAAGUUCUUUCUGUUGAAGAGUUUUCAUGGAAACCUCGGCUUUUUCCGUAGCUUCCUUUGCAUGGCUCAGUUCCUUCUCAUACAGAGUUUUUAGUUUUUCCAACUUUGCGAUAUAGUCACGUUCUAUUUUUUCGCGCUCAGCACGAAAGGCUUCUGGAGAAUUACUAAGGUCUUUGAUUUUUGCUUCAAGAUCUGUUUUUAUUUUUUCUUUGUCUUUCACUACCUCAUCGUAUCUUACUCUAUGGGCUUUCAUGAGUUGAUCAAGCUCUUCAUGAUGUUUGCGAACUAAUUCCUCCAUCGCUGUGUCUUUAUCCUUUUCUAAAAGCUCCCGCGUCUGUUUAAAAUCCUCUAGUUGUUUCUCGAAAUUAUUUUUCGUUUCUAAAAGUUGUUUUACGCUCGCGCUAGCCUUCAGCUCGUUCUCCGCUUCUAGUUUCUCUCCCCUUUCUUUGACAGAGAUUUUGUACUGCUCAAAUUUAUCCACUAUUUGCGUCCUUUUUUCACUUUCCUCGCGCAAUCGCUGCUCUAAAUUCCGCAUAUCUGCCUUCUGUUGUUCAUAUUUUUCGAUUCUCUGCUGCAGUUCGUUCACUUUACUUUUCGUUUCCCUUAGUAAUUGCUGCAUUUCGCUUUCGUGUCGUUCUUUAAGGCAGUCGACGAUACUGUCCUGUUCGUCAUUUUUCGUGUUUAAAGCAUAAACAACUUUGGUAAGCUGCGCGAUCUUCUUGGACAUUUUAAGAUGAAUAUCUGGGGUAACAUCUAAACCGUUUCCCGCCGUGAAAUUCCCCAUGUACGUGCCGUUUUUAUGCGGCAUUUUAUUAAACGUUGUUGACUUUGUUGCCGCCAUCUUUCUUGUGUAAAAUAAACCGCGUUCGUUGUCAUGGUAACGCCGAGUAUAUGUCAACAAUAAGCAAUAUGGCCGCCGCGUACGUUCCUAGCGAUUGUACGGUUUUAAACGUUAUUGAAUGGCUUCCAAGAGACGAUACCUUGCCAGGAUUUGUGGUUUUAACUUUCCUUGGCUUUUUUGUCAUCGGUGCCAUUUUGGCACUGCUUGUCGUACGCUGUGCGGCCCGUGAAGUUGAGGUAAAACGGAGGAGAGAGGCAUCGGUUUCAGCUCCCCGAGGCCCUUCGAAGAACGUUUGGAUUUUUGGCUAUAAAGUUUAUAUAGCAAUCGUCCUUGUCUUGUUAUUUAUCUUUCUUAUUAAUCUUUUCGUUGUGCAAAUUAUGUUUGCAACAAGGGAAAACGAUGAAAUGAGUCGUAGUGAGAAGCAUAUGUCGGAAAAAUUUUCAGGUUCGGUUUGGCUGUGGGCUAUUUUGGCAGCUCUUUUUUUGUUGCCAAUUUUUGGCUAUUUGGCGCUUAGAUGCAUAAUGUUUCCCGGGAUGUGUCAGGCUUUAAACCAUAAAUACGAGGUAACAAAAAUUUAACUGUUAAAUUAAUACUAAAAACUAUAUUAAAUUUCUAAUAUUAAAAUUUUGUGAAUUAUUAUAGAAUAAUUAAUAUAAAGUUAAAAAUAACAUUCUCUUAUAAACCACGAACAUAAAAUGCAACAUUAAAAACAUUUAAUAUAGACAUAUGUUAUAAAAUAUCAAGGUCACAAAGCAUAACAUGGCAUUUAAUAUCAUAACAACUGUAACAUCGUAACAACAGAUACAGCAAACACACGAAACAUUCAACAUAUUAUUUGUACAGUAGAAAUUAGUGAAGUGAAUUAUUGCAACUGAAGAAUUAGAAUUACUAAAUGAUAUAAAAACAUGUCAUUUUAGCAAUACAACUUGCAAAAACAGUGACUGAUGUAAGAUUUAUCAAAAUUCAAAAUAUUACCUCAAUUAUUAAUUCUUUAUAUGGAAAGAUAUAGAUUCUUAAUUAAUUAUACCGGUAGUCAUCACAAAUCUGGCAAAAAUCCAGCACAAUAUAAAUUCAAGUAAAACAUUUGGUAAAAAAAAACGAAGAAACAUUUUAUUCUAAACGUCGCUGCACACCUGCAGUGUAGUUUUUGUGCUCUUGGAAAAGAAUUACCUAAAUUUUACAAAGAUAUUACAAGAUUUUAAAGAUUUACAACAUUUUAUCCUAGCUGUCCGCCGUACUAAGCCAACCAAAGAGUAUUUUAUAAAGAAACUACUAGAGAACGAGAGGCAGAAAAAGUGCUAAUACUCGGUAAUAUAAUUAACGGUUUGUGCCAAAUAAUGUGGGUAGUGACGAUAAAAACUUUGUUUGUGUCAGUUCGUGGUAAUCUUCAACACAUAUGACAAAACAUAAGCCGGAUUUUUAUAGUUUUUUGCUUCCUUAUACAUGAGCGAUAUGAUGCAAAAUGUCUCCAAUUAAUAAAGUUAUACUAAUUUUCGCGUGACGUCUGCGGGUUGAGAGAAAUAUGACAAAACAUAAGAUUUUUAUAGUUUUUUUGCUUCCUUACAUGACCACUAUGAUGUAAAAUAUCGCCAAUAUUAGUUAUACUAAUUUUCUUGUGACGUCUUGAGACGUCUACAGAUUGAGAGAGAUACAUGCAUGUCAUAUGACAAAACAUAAGAUUUUUCAAGUUUUUUUGCUUCCUUACAUGACCACUAUGAUGCAAAAUGUCGCCAAUAUUAGUUAUACUAAUUUUCGUGUGACCUCUUGAGACGUCUACGGAUUGAGAGAAAUAUGCCUAGACUUAUUACUUAGCCUAGACUAUUUAUCUUUACAAAAAUUGUGAUUACUUAUUAAGUAGCUUUCUUAACUGUGUUUAUCCUAACCCGUGCACCCUGUCAACUUUCCCUGUGGGAGGAAACCGGAGCGCCCGGAGAAAACCCACGACUUUCGGCAGAGCGUUGACAGACUCUUUUCACAUGAGUCCGUUGCGAGAGUCGAACCCGCGAUCUCAGAGGUAACUAAGUCGCUUGCUCUGACCACUCUGCCACCGAAGCGCCACAACCCCGUACACUAACAUUUUGGAAGUCAAUUGUGUGAAAGUACAACAAAAACUUUGUUAUUUAGGAACACAACCAGCGAAAACGAGCUGAGAAACAAAAGAAGAAAGCAAAAGCAAAGACGAAAGAACAUAUUGUUUUGGUUCAUAUAGAAAAGCAAGAAGAUACAAAACGGUCCACAACGGUCAGUACUAGAUUGGUCUAAAUUUGCCCCAAGCCAUGUCUCAUGAGUUCUGACUGUUACAUGGUAUAUAGAGUUUGGAGCCAGGCAGAACUCAAUGCAUGCAUGGGGUCGUUCUGCAUGAUGGAAAAUAUCUAAACAUUAUACUACUUUCAAUACUGCUCAGCGUCGUCAUCUUGGAACUACGAAUUCAUUUACAUUGGCCCGAUUUUUACAAGAGACAACUCAUCCGGCAAAGAAACGAUAGUUCGUCUCAUAUUAAUUUUAGGGUUUCCAAUUUUUGACAGAAGUAUAGGUGGUUAUGUGGUGCUGAAGGUAUCACUCAACGGGGUCUGAAGGGGUCUCCAGACAUUUUGGAGACUAUUGUGUAAAAUUUAUAUGUCUGUAAGAAAAGCAUGUAACCUUUCCCUUGACAUUUCUGCCGUAAGGAGGAACUCUCUUGAUUUGUAAUUUCGAGAAAUAACCGGUGAUUGUCUAGGCUAUACUCAGGGCAGGAAAAAUAAUUUUCUUCCUUGGAGCGCAACCUGAAGACAAAAAUUUCCUGCGGACCAACGGAGUAUUUUUGUGCUAAAUCUGCAUGUGCAUAAACAUGUAAAGUGGUUCUAGCUGACCAUAUAGUUUUAAAUAAAGCGAUAAUGUCUGUCAACCAUUAUGUUGUUGCGCCCAUAGUGGGACAUGGAUGUUAAGGUUUAAUUCCUUCAAAUUUUCAACAGCAAAUCUUCAUUCAAACGAAUUUCCUGCAGCUGUGUAUCGGCUUCUAUGCAUGGGGAACUCUGAUUAACUUGCGUAGUUCGUCUUGACGGAUGAUCGGUCAAAGUGUAUAAUAUAUACGGCAUUCAACUAUAAGAACGCUUUGCAAUAACGUAUACUGGUAUAUACCUAAUCGUUCCUCGUCUAAGUUAGUAGCAUCGUUUGUCGCACGACGCUAUAGCUGCCAGUAGAGAUCAAUCAUAUUCUACACUGCUAUAGAGGUCGUCUGAUCAAUGUCGUCGUGGCUUCAUAGAUGUUUUUAUACUUUAAAAAGCAUUCAAACAUUGUGUACAUUGUUUCUCUAGUUUUUUACUCAGAACAAAAUCUCGCCUCUGCCUGCCACAGAAGAAGAUGGUUUCAUUCAGGAUGAUGCUGGAUCUAAGGCCACAAGUGAUACAAGUUUGCGAAGCGAUGCUCAUAUAGCCGAAGAGGAAACUGCAUCAACUGAAACUGAGGAAUAUGGCUUCUCUAUCAUUGAGAUCUUAACCAAAACAUCCAGGUUGGCAACUCAUUUUGACCAGGGUCGCCGAGAGGUUGCGCGGGGUCCCGGGCAAAACUUUCCGAGGGGCGCCUAUGACGUCAUAAUUGUACACAUUUUUAAGCGUUUAACACAUUUUUAAGGGAAUACAUAUAUUCUAGCUACGUGCAUUUUUUUCUGUUGUUAAAACAUUAUUUUUUGCCUGCCGUCCCAUUUAUAAUUACUCUCUAAUUUUCAAAUAAAUUGAAGACAACAACGUACCAUCGGUAUCAACCAUUGUAACAACCGAAACAUCAGUACCAGUCUACCAGACCUUAUAACUUCUAUCGCCUAGCAAUCAUUACCCUCUAAAUAUUUUAUUUUACUGAAAAUAUUAUUUCCACAGUGAGCAGAUGGAAGUCGAACUGCAAGGGCAAGAUCUUAAGUCUGUCAUUGAAAUGGAGGACAAUCUUCUGAAGCAAAAAGGAGAGGUUCGUUUUUUUAAACAAACAAUUUGCCUGACGUAGUGACUUCCCAUAUAUUAAUGCUAUUCCGAAAUAUUUACACAAUUUGGAUUUGUUUUAUAGGAUUGGUCAGCUAUACGCUGAGAAUUAGGAUUGCAUUUAAAUUGAGGUAGAUAAUAUGGAAAUUGACCCGUGUACCAACUAUCUUUUCUUGCAGACAUUCGUGCAUAUUUGGAGAAUGAUUUUAGAUGUGUUAUUCAACAAUGGCCGCAUUUCAGAAAUAUAUCGAAGAGAGUCCAUUGCAAAGUUGGAACAGGUAUACUGCACACGAUUACUGCAGGUCUGUUGGAUGACCGGUCGUCUGUCAGACCGUGCACCUUCGGAAGUUCAAAUUCCUCGAUAUUUCAGAAAUGUUGAGUCCGAGUAUGCUUCAAAUUUCUUUUUUCAGGCAGUCGAGGAUAUUCACCGAAAUAAUGAAUUGGAACAUGAAAAAGAGAGCAAGGUAUGUUACAUUUAGAUUCACUGUAAUUUAGGCACAUCCGCGCUACCAUUGAAUGGAGUAAAUCAUCACCUCAUUUCUAUUACCUCGUGGAAAGCAAUAUCAAUUGUGAAUUGUAUACAUCAUUCCACCUAACCAGGAGCAGUUUUGAAAAAUGCAACUAUCGUCGGGCCCUCUGACAGGAAUCGAACCUGCGGCCCUGCGAUUCAAAUUCCACCGAACUGUCCCUCUGUAUAGCUAAUGCAGUUGCAGUUAUAGACCCAUUGCACAUGACGUCACAGCGCCGGUGACGAUGCAUCUGGAGGACAAAUUAGCAAUCCAUGCAUAAUAUAACUUUUGUAAACAAAGCAAAUUUUGUAGAACUUUAUAAUAAUUUUGUAUUAAAAUGGUUUUUUUUUGCGCUGUAUGUGAGUGUUGUACCCGAACAAAUAUUGUUAGAGAGCAUCUGGAGGACACUCUAAGGAUUUGUGACGUCAGUGCAAUGGGUUUAUAGCGCUGCACCGGAAUCGCAGGGCUGAUUCAUGCCAAAGUGCCGAUAGUUGCAUUUUUCGCAACUGCUCCUAUCCAAUUAGGUCUAAUAAAAUGUAUGCAAAUGGUGAUUGCAGCUAUAGACUAAAUUUUGAUCAAGGCAAGACGGAACGAAAUGCAACACCACAGCAAGAAAGAGCAUCGUAGAAUGAGUAAAACUGUAAAGAUUGGUUGCGAAAUGUUGUAAAAUGAAGAAAAUAUAUAUAGCUAGUCCUGUGAAGUUCGCAAAUUUUGUAUAUAUAUUUGUGUUAUACGCGCGGUAAAAAUUGGCCUGAAUAUAAUAAGGUAGAUCAGUAUGUACCAGGACGAACUCUACGAUCAUCAUCACAAAUCCAACUUGAAGUGCCAACCGAAAGUGGAACAUUUCAGGACAGUGCUGCAGCUGCAUUUAACUAUCUGCCAGAUAGUUUGCGAAAUUGCAAAGAUUUCAACAUUUUUAGAACAAGUGUGAAAGUCUAUCUCACAGACUUGGCCCACGAGAGGCUCGGGCCAGGGUAUAAAUGACUAUGUUUUGUUACAUCUGUUUUGUGAAAUAUGUACUGUGACUGUGUGAAUGUACUGUAUAGAUGUAUUAACUCUUCAUAGCUACUCAUUGUAAAUAUAGCACUUGUUAAUAUAGAUUAGUUAAUUUAGUGAUAGAAGAGCCAAUUCGAUUUGGAAUCGCUAAUAAAUCAUUAUUAUUAUUAUUAUUAUUAUUAACCACUUUCGGCUCAAAAAUGGUUAUUUUUCCCGCGCGUAAUGCGAAUAUAUACAAAAUUUGCGAACUUGAUGCACAGGGCUAUAUUUUCCUCGUUUUACAACAAUUCGCAACCAAACUUUGCAAUUUUACUCAUUUUAAGAUGCUCUUUCCAGCUAUGGUAAUGGUUGCGUUCAUCUUGUCUAGAUCAAAAUUUCGUAUGUAACUGGAAUCAUCCAUUUCACUCAAAAUUUUCAUCUAUACAAAUCUCUUUAUAUUACCUCUACUUCUACCCAGCAGACAGCUCUAUAAUUUACAAACAUUUGAAGUAUUCCCCCAUUAUUUCGGGGUUUGGUUAUAUCCUUUUCAUGUCAUCCAUGUGCAAUGAAUUUGUUCUUUGUUGUAUUUUUCCAGAGGUUAAGGUCAGAAAUCGAAGAUCCUUCUCAACUCGAGGAAGCGCUGGAGAGCUUACACAGCAGUUACAGCAAGAAAAUUGUCUCUGAAUUUACAGAGCUUCAAAAUUCUGCCGCAAAUGAUUUGAAAGAAAAGUCACAAUUAUCAGAGGAAGAGGUGGAUGAUUUCUGUUCAAAAUUACUAUAUUGUUUGAUAUAAUAAUAUAUACACAGGAAAACAAUGAUUUAAGAUACCGUAUAAAGUGUGUUAAAAACGAGGCGCUGAUCAAGUUUUAAAAAAUAUGUACGUAGUUGAGUCAUUAUUUCACGUGGGCCCAAGCAAAUUGGGAAAAUGCCUAUUGAUACUCCUAAUAAUUAUUUUUAAUAACUAAAGUAACCAGAAGGUAUUAAUAAUUAUGUUGAAUUCUCAUGUUAUUGACACUGUCUUAUUUUUUCUCAGGCAAACGCGAUAAUAAUGAAGGUGCAAAGUAAUUUGGCAGCAAGUGAAAAAUUCUUUGUUGAGGAACAGACAAGACAAAGCAUGGUCAGUUUUUCUCAAUAAUUUUAUGCAAAUAUAUCUAAUGGACACCGCGCUCUAAUACAGGCAUCUCUCUAAUAUAGACAUCUUUCUAAUUAUACGGACAUUUCUCUAAUACAAACAUCUCUCCAACACAGACACCUCUCUCAUACGGACAUCUCUUUAAUACAGACGUCUCUCUAAUAUAGACACCUCUCUAAUACGGAUAUUCUCUCUAUUAAUACAGACACCUCUCUAGUAUGGACAUCUCUUUAAUUAUACGGACAUCUCUCUAAUACAGGCAUCUCUCUAAUACAGACACCUCUCUAAUACGGAUAUCUCUCUAAUACAGACACCACUCUAACAUGGACAUCUCCCUAAUUAUACGAGCAUCUCUCUAAUACAGACAUCUCUCUAAUACAGACAUCUCUCUAACACAUGCAGACACUUCUCUAAUAUGGACAUCUCUCUAAUACAGACGUCUCUCUAAUACAGACAUCUCUCUAAUACAGACACCUCUCUAAUACGGACAUCUCUCUAAUAUGGACAUCUCUCUAAUACAGACACCCAUCAAACUUAGCUGAAAACAUCUGUACAACUGACGUUGACCCGUUGAAAUACGUGACAGUAGGGACAGCUGAUUUUAACUUCAAAAGUAUUACAAAAGCAAAUGUGAAAAGUGUAUUAAAGAAAUCGAAAGCUACCAAAGCAACAGGCACUGAUAAUAUUUCAAUUAAGCUUCUAAAAUUAGCAGGUGACUCUAUCACAGAACCAUUAACAUUCAUUUUUAAUUUGUCUUUAUCUACUGGUAUUUUCCCUGAUGACAUGAAAUUUGCAAAAGUUACGCCAAUCUUUAAAACCGGAAGUAAACUAGAUUGCGGAAACUACAGACCAAUCUCAGUUCUUUCGGCAGUUCCCAAGAUAUUCGAAAAGAUUGUUUAUGAACAAUUCACGAAAUUCCUAGACGACAAUAACAUUAUUUCUAAACACCAGUCUGGCUUUCGGCCACUGCAUUCAACCGAAACGACACUGCUUCAGUCAACUGACGAAUGGCUUUUUAAUAUGGAUAAGGGCUUAAUUAAUGGAGUUUUGUUUCUGGAUUUAAAAAAGGCCUUCGACACAGUCGACCAUAAAAUUCUUCUUUUAAAACUUAAACGCUAUGGAGUAGGUGGGAUUGCAUUCCAAUGGUUUCAAUCCUAUCUUCAACAGCGACAACAAAUCUGUAAAAUUGCAGGCUCUUCAUCUAAUACCCAAACGCUACAUUGUGGUGUCCCUCAAGGAUCAAAUCUUGGACCAUUACUGUUCUUAAUUUAUAUCAAUGACCUACCCAAUUGCCUUGAAACAACGCAUGCCUCGAUGUUUGCGGAUGACACAAACUUGGCAUGUGAAGGUGUUUCAUCAGAACAAAUUGAGCAAAAACUAAAUAACGAUCUUAAUAAUGUUCAAACGUGGCUAACAUGCAACAAACUUACACUAAACAAAGAGAAAACUGAAUACAUGAUUAUUGGAUCACGCCAGAAAUUAAAUAACCUAUCUCGUAAUCCGAACAUAGUCAUUGGAAACCAUAGUGUGGAACGAGUUCAGGACAAAAAAGUCUUGGGUGUAAAAAUUGAUAAAGAAUUGAAAUGGAAAGAUCAUAUCGAUGCACAAUGUAAGAAAAUUUCUAAGAAUAUAGCCCUCCUAAGGAGGGCGAAAAACUUUACAACAGAACAAACACUUUUGACAAUGUAUAACGCGCUAAUUUUACCCCAUUUAACUUAUUGUUCCAAUGUAUGGCAUGAUGGAAAUAAUGCAAAUAUGAACAAGCUUGUUAAACUGCAAAAAAGAGCAGCUCGUGUGAUAGCAGGUUCUAAUUAUGAGAUACGUUCCUCUGACAUUUUUAAGAAACUUAAUUGGGAACCACUAGAAACCACUCUGAAAAAACGCGAACUUGUGAUGACUUUUAAAGCGAUUAGAAGUUUCGCACCAGAGUAUUUAUCUAACCUUUUCACCGCUACUUUCAACAAUGAUUAUAGCCUUCGAAGUAAUAACAGAAAUCUCUGUUUAAAAAAACCUAAGACGAAUUUUAUGAAAAAUAGUUUCUCUUAUCGUGGAUCAUCAUCAUGGAAUAAACUACCUAUGCAAAUAAGGGAUAACUACAAUCAACUCUCUAUUGACUCAUUCAAAAGUACUAUUAAUGGAUAUUUCAAGUCAUAGAUUGUUGAGUGUUUGCAUGAUUUAUGUCACUAUUAUAGAUAUAUAUGAUUUAAAACAAUUAUUGCAUGCUAUUUUGUUAUUACGAUAUUAAUUAGUUUUUAGUCUGUAGAUAGUAUACUUUUGUAAAUAGAUGCACGGCCCUAUGAAAACCAGGACACUGAUAGGUUACCGUGUUUAAAUAAAUUUAAAUAAUAAUAAUAAUAAUAACUAAUAUAGAUACCACUCUAAUACGGAUAUCCUUCUAAUAUGGGCAUCUCUCUAAUACAGACACGUACCUCUCUAAUGUGGACAUCUCUCUGAUACGGACACCUAUAGUUUCGAAUAAGGACACCUCUCCGAUACAGAUACCCUCUAAUACGGACACCUCUUAAAAGUGAAAUAGGGGUCAUCUCUAAUGCGUAUGACGGGCACUAAGUAUUGAAUACACAGAUUUCAUAGAUUAUUUUUAAGCCUUCUUGGUCGUUCUAACAUACAAAAUUUAAUGUAGAUAUAUACUGAUGCUUUCCAGGUUUUACAAGAGAAGUUAUUACGUAGACAGGCUCUGGUUCAACUACGUGAUCAGAUGAACGAUCAGGUAAAAUGCGUGGACAUGCUUUGAGCCAUUAUUUCAAGUUACUGGGAUUUUUAUUGCUUCAAAACCUUCGUGUGUUGUUGUAAAAUUUUAUUGUCGUUGUAUUUUUAGGAAACAGAAGCUAUUGAAAACUUGCCAAAGAAACAUCGUGAAGCCUUCGACAAACUUUGCCAAGAUAAUCAGAAUCUUGAAUCUCAAAGAGACGAGUAAUAUAUCAUACUUUUGUAUUAUUCACGUGCUGAUAACCUGACUAGGUUUAUCAUGUGAUCAAGCUAACCAAAGUUGUUUUUUUUACAUUACAAGGAUUUUAUCAGAAUAUGAGCAAGAUCUAGCUCGAUUGCAGGAAAAUCACGAACACAGUAAGUCUUAGGCCCCAGAUUCACUUGUCACAAUAUCGAAGUUGACAAUUUCAGGUACCCAGGAAGCGGCAUGAGCGGCAUUUAUACUGUAGCUAAGUCGUAACAAGUGAAUUCGGUAUCGUGUACAAUUUACAAUACUAUACCUUAAAACAAAAUAGUAGACAUUACAAAUAGCAAAACUUGAGUUAGAUAAGCGAUUGGCAAUAAAAUUACACUGUAAUAACAGAAAAUACACAUGCAUAAAAGUUCUCUAAAUAUUACUGAGCAGAAUACGUCAUUCUCCUCGUCAAUGCUAAUAAUGUAAUAACGGAGGAUCUCUUUUCUUUCACUUAAUGCAUGGGAAAGAAUCAAAUGAAAGAGAUGAUAGAAUACAGACUAGAGUAUUCAGGCCUACUGUUGUAGCUUUGUUAUCAAGAUUUGUAUCAUGCAGAUAGGUCAAUAGGUAUUGGAGGAUAAAAUUGAUCGAUAGAUUAGUUUAGGACUUGAAUCAGUCUCUUUGACGAGCUCAAGGUUUUCCUUAUACUUUCAGAUGUUCUCGCUCAACAAAACAAGCUGGCGUUAAAAUUGAAACAGAAGAGAGAAGAGAGAAUACAACUGUUAGCUUUGAGACAACAACAAGAAAAAGAAGAACAUUACAAAAAGGUAUUCGUGCAGAGUUAAAAAAUUAUGACGUUUAUUAUAGGUUCAAGGCUUAUAUAGGGCGGGUAUAUACCAAGCGUAGUGUAGGCAGUAUUCAGUAUUCUUCAAUUGGGUAUGUGAACAGCCUAGUUGUAAAAGAUUAAAAGAAAAAUUAGCCCUUCUUUAGCUGGUUACUUUGGGAUUUAGUUGGGAAUGGUUCCGUGGUAUUCAGGUUGUUAAUUGCAAACGAAAGCUAACAGAGCCGGAACAUAGCUUAUUAAAUCUAAUGAUUGGUUUAUUUCACUGUUUAUUUAGACAUGCCAGCAAGUAUCCGAGGGUGAAAUGGAUCUGGAAGCUUUUGUCCAAGAACAAACGAAUCUCAAGAAAAAACACACGAUGGAGCGAGAAGAUGAAGAAGGCCAAGCCGACAAAACAGAAGCUGAAGAGUUGGAACGAUUGAGACAGGUGAGUCUUAAUUGGACGUCUUCAAUAAGAUACCAGAUAGCUGUAUCAGGGUUCCCAGUAUAAUUUGAAGUAGGAGGCAUUUUAAAAGAAGAAGGCGGUAUGCGUGGUGGAGUACGUCUCUCUGAAGAUCGAAGAUUCUGAAAUUUACACUCUCUGAAAUGGCGUUUCCAGCCAUUUCGUUCACAGGUUUUGGAGGUUUUGUAAUUUUGAACCCUGGCUUAUGUUCACUUGUGUACCGUAUUAGCUUAGAGUAUUGUGUUUUGGGGCAAUUGUGACAGCCCAGUGAAGUCUCUCUUGUUUUACUUCGAUCCAAGUUGAUUGAAAAUAAAAACCAAUAAUAAUAGCGGAAUUGUUCAAAGCACGAUGAUAGAUCCAGUUGUUAACAGUGGUACACUGGUAAAUAUAUUGUAGUUUACCUUAAAGUUUGUGAACUGGCUUCGAUUUUGCAAUUGUGGUGCAGUUUUGAUUCCUGCAACAUGCUAUUUAACCAAGACGUUUGGCAAGCCAUAGAAACAGUGUUUCUGACAAAAUGUGUUUCCGAAUUUGCUUGGAAACACUUUUUAUUCCUGAGAAGCAAGGCUUGCAGCAUUCGAGUAAACGUCGGAAUUUUCAAAUCUUGGAUUUUCGAUAAGAUAUUGCAGGAUCUUGGCAAGAUCUUGCAGGAUCUUUGGUAAGAUCUUGCAGGAAUUCGGAAAGAUUUUGGGUAAGCUCUUGUCAAGAUCUUAUUGGGAUUUCGGCAAGAUUGUCAACCUAGGGAAUGUUUCCGAAGCCUGGCAACAUUUGAAAAAACGUCAGAAUUUUCAAAUCUGCCUUAUUUCUUCGCUUAGCAUCUGGAAGAAGAACGAGAGAAAAAGAUCCAGUCUUACGAAGAAAACAUAGUAAAGAAAAUGGCAACGAUGGCGCAAUUAUCCAACGAGGAUGUUCAACAAUUCAUGGAAGAACAUAGAAAAGAUAUGGCUGUAUAUAAUGGUUAGUUGAUGUUGAGAACUCUUAAGACCUGUAUGUCGGAAUUUUUUUUCUGUGUUUUCAAAUUGGCAAAACCCAACUGAAUGCUAGAUUUCUACCAUAUUUUGUACCAUAUUUUCUUGUUUCUUCAGAUAAACUGGAAGAAACGAAGAGUCAACAACGUUCACAGUUGAAAGAGAGAAUCGAAGCUCGUAAAGCAAAACUAGAGCGAGAACGAGCUCAGCAUAAAAACGAACAAACACAGUUGAUUACUCAACAAGAAGAGGUCAUAGAUCAAGUUUUAAAGAUGCAAGUUGGUCUCACAGAAGAGUAUGUAUUCUUGCAUGUACAUAAAGUUGAACAAGAUCCCACAAGUGAAAUUAUCCGCCAGACUACUGGCAUUCUCAUUUAUAGACGUUUAAUAGUCUGAUACACAUAGCUUUCCAUACGUCUUAGUUCCUCAUGUAGUCCAGUAGCUCUUUACCACAGUCUGUAGUCUGGUCCAUCAUCAUUCUAUAUCUGCAAACAAGUUGUUAUAAAUCUGUCCAGAAGUUGAGUUCACAUUGCUUGUUUCCAGUUAACAACUUGUAACAAGCUUGAUGACAUUGUCAGACUUGUUACAUGGUUGUUCUACAAGUCUGAUACAGUCAUGAUUUAACAAGAAUGUCACAAUGUUGACGACACCAGUUUGUAACAAUAUUGUUAUAUUACGACUGUAUCGGACUUGUUGGUGUUAACAACCUUGCAAAUUGUUGCAGGCUUCCUAACUGUUUAAUUUAUUUGUAAGGGCGAGAAAACAAGUGAUGGCUGAGCAUGAACAGAAUUUAAUGAACUUGAAUAAUCAUCUGCAAAUCACACGACUACGACAACAAAAAAGGUGGGCAUCUUAUUUAUUAAAGUGCGACUAACCCCAAAUAUAAUUUUUGCUAUGUGUAAUAUUUGGCUCAUUCUGCGAUGAAAUGUAAUAUAUCUUUAUAGUAAAAACCUCAUCUUGAUCAACUUUUUACUGUCAAAGUUCCAAAUAUGACGCCAUUAUAGGUGAAUUUUUGGUUAAUACAAAAAACAAAGGAAAACUACAUGAGUAAUUUGCAAUUCCUCUGAUGACUUUAUAUCCGGAGACUGACAGUGAAAAAGUUGAUCAAGAUGGGAUUUUUACUAUGAAGAUAUAUUACAUCUCUUCUUCGAAUGACCCAAAUAUUACACACACCAAAAAUUAUAUUUGUGGUUAUUGAUGCGGUUAUUCCAACAACUUGUGAACAGGAUGUGUUCGCAUUGCUUGUUCCCAGCUUGUUGACAACUUGCUUAAUUGUUGACAACUUGCUACAAGGUUGUUGAACUCAACAGACUUGGUACAAGUUGUUCCAACAAUUUGUUGACAACCUUGUAGCAACUUGAUGAAAUAAUAACAUUGUUACAACUUGUUGACAAGGUUGCUACAAGCCUGUUGCGAAUGCAUCUUGUUAGCAAGUUGUGAGAUUUUAACGUGUUUUAUACAGGUCUAAAAUAGUCUGAUUAAUUCAGUAAGGCCAGUUAGGAAGUCCUGGUUAAAUCAAAUUUUCGGUAGGAGCAGUUCAAAGAUAACUAAAAUAACCAGGAAAUUAUAACCAGUGUGUUAUUUAUGUGCUUGCAAUUUUACAUUUCACUAAGGCUAUACGUUUGUACGAAACAGGAGAAAGUCGAAAGACUUAGUAUUUCACCGGGACAAAUUGGAGCACAUCCAAACAUAUGAAACCCCGUGUGAACAAAUGGCAGCGCAAGAAUUUGCAGUCCUGUGUGAACGCUGUUUAAAAAAUUUUCUCAACUUUUGUAGGUUAGAAGAAAGAUUAGCCCAGCGCAAAGCAAAACUCGCGGAAAUGAAGAAAUCUCAAGAAGAAGAAUUGUCCAGGAAUGAUCCAGAUAAACAAGAAAGUUUAGCAAAGGAACAGGUUGAUAUACGCUAUCAAAUAUUCAAAAUUCUUACGGAGUGUCGUACAUAACUUUAGCGAGACCCGUUCAAACCAACAUUAUUGGACCAACAACGUCGAAUAGCAAUUCAUGCAUUCUGGGAAAAUACUUAACGGUGGUUUCUAUGCAUAUUUUACUAUAUCCUUAUUUGGGGACCAUCUUUAGCUGGGGGCUCUGGGCAAAUUGCCCCUUUUGCCCCUCCCCCAUCUGGACUACCCUGCAUACCUGAUCGUAUUAACCCGAUCGGGCCUAAUCCAACAUCCUUAAUUAAACACCAGCCAACAUUACCAAACAUAGUUUUCAAAUAACAGACCCAACAAUGUUGCAGCCAGCAAUAUAAGAUGAUGUUGGACCAAUAUGUUGGAAAGGUUUGAACGAGAUCCAUAGUUCGGAGCACUAAUGCGCUAAAUAGAAUGGGUAGAACCUAGCCAGACCUUCUCGCGUGACUGGUCGGUCUUGAACUGCGGAAAAAGGCCUAGCGAAAUUCGUCCACUUGCUUUUGGUCCUAAAUUCACAAAGCAAUCUUAUUGGAACUGCCAGUACAUGUACUUUUUUCCAUAUCGAAAUAUCUUCAUUGUUCAUCCCAAAGGCAUAUUAUUGUACAAAAACAUCAAUGACAAUGUAAAUAUGUAGAACCCAAGAUCAUUCUAACGGCAAAAAUGGUUCCAAGAAUGGCAGAUUUGUGAAUUGUAUUAGGUCUUCUUGCAUGCUUUCUGUCUCUCGACAAGGCUUCUCAAUCCAUGCAGUGCGCCUAGCAUUGCGGAAACGAACGGCAGGAAAUAGGCUACGUAUUACCCUAGGUGGACCAGUGCAUGAAAUCUCCAUGAAAUACUGUUUCUGUGGCUGCUACAGUGCCUUGCUUCUAUCUUAGAACAAAGCCUAUGAAGAAGAAAUUAAGAAGUUAGAAAACGAACAUGAUAAAGCUUUGGAAGAUUUACGGCGGUAUGUGUUGACCAGUACAAUUUUUCUUGACUUACUGCAGUACAUGCGUGGACAAAACACUAAAUAUAGUGUUCCAGUUAGUGUUUUGGGUGGUUAUUGUUUAAAUGGGGAAAUGUUAAUUAUGACGACAUGUUCUCCAACUAGUUAUCUACAGACACAGUAUACACUAUUUCAAACACCAGCAGGAGUGCUCUAUCAGAUAUAAAACACGAGAAAAUCAUACUAAAUUUAUGUAAAUUAACAUGAUUUUUUCACUUAUAAAACCACCGAGACACGGUAGUGAUUUUCUUUGUCUUUUCCUCAUGAGUUAUUUCUUUUGUCUUUUCCCAUUAAUGAAUUUUUUAAACAAUUUUUAAAUAUGCAUGAGGUUAUUGAUUAUGUUCAGACGAUUGGCCUUGGAAACCGAGGAGGCACUUAAAGAGCAGGAUAAAAAGCUGGGUGAAAUCUUAGGAAAACAUCAAGUAAGUGAAAUUGAAUUUGUAUUUUGUAAUCUAUAUAUUGAGUAAAUAUUGAUUUGUUAAAAGUUUAACAUAUUUUAUGAACUAGCUUUCUUAAUCUCUUCACUCAAUUUUGUUUAAGGUCGGCGUCGCAAGAAGAGACGAAAUUAUCCGUCGACAAAAUGAAACGAUCAAAGCAAUUGAGGUGAACAAUUUCCCAUUAAGUAUGAGAUUCGGAGUACAAGAUUCUUGAUUAUAAAUCUUGUGGAAAUUACUGGUUAUUUAAAACUACUCGAUACACCCUUAAUUAAGAAUUCAGUCUCGGCCAUACAACCUCUUUUCGUAAUUUAUAUAAUUGGGUUUAGAAUCUUUUAUCUUGUUGCAUGUGACACAUUUACGAAAUUAUAGAGUUACAAUAGAUAAUCUAAAAUAACUUUAGGCCAAAAGGCCAAAAAAAAUAUGUGGGUUUCCUAUUUCUUCUUGUAAAAACUUAGAUAGGAUAGGUCGAUUUUAACUUUUUUUAAAACUUUUUUUAAAAAUUUUCCUAACAACCGGACGCCAUCUCAGUACUUCCACAUCCAAAGAUAAAUUUCCCUAAUAUUGCAUCAAAUUUCUAUUUUCCAAAAGAAAGUUUUCCUCUAAGUGGAAACACUUACAAGCACGAUCCAACAAAAAAGUUUAGGGUCGGGAAACCGGAAACCCACAGAUUUUUUUUGGUCUUAUUAAUUACGUCAUCAGUAACAGUAUAAAGGGCUCCUAAGCCGAUAUCCCAAUCACGAAAAUGGGGCUCCAUCGCCAAGACUUAGUAGUCUGAGUACUUUCCGGAAGGAUGUAUUCAAUGGGCAAUUCCAGAUAUAGACUAAAUUUUUUAUCUAGGCAAGAAGAACAAGAAGAACAAAAUCCAUCACCACAGCUAGAAAGAGCAUGUUAAAAUUAGUAAAAUUGCAAAGUUUGGUUGUGAAAUGUUGUAAAAUGAGGAAAAUAUAGCCCUACGAAAUUUGCAAAUUUUGUAUUAAUUUGUGUUACGCACGGAAAAUGCAAGUGGCCGGCAUUUUCCCAUGCGUAAUACAAAUCAAUUGACAAAAUUUGCAAAUUUCGUAGAGCUAUAUUUUCCUCAUGUUACAACAUUUCACAACCAAACGUUGCAAUUUUACUCAUUUUAACAUGCUGUUUCUAGCUGUGGUGAUUUAAAUUUUUUAUUCUUUCCUGGAUGAAAAUUUAGUCUAUAGCUGAAAUUGCCCUCCCGAAGUGAAGUGUAUUUUUUGCAUUUGGGGGAGCUAGUCAACUAGAACAGCAUUAAUAACAAAUUUUGAAGUGUAAAACAGGCUACAUACUUACACGUGUCAUCUCUUACCGUAAUCAGGAAAAAAUGGUGGACAAAAUAACAAAGGAAGGAACAUUUGCCGAAAACACGACAGAGAAAAUUCUGAAACAACAUCAACGUCAAAUUAUAAAAUUGGAAACCAAAAUUAACGAGUAAGACCCACCUUUUAGUGAUUUUAUUUAAUUUCUUUCUCUUUCAUUCCUUACUCUCUUUCAUUUCACUUUCGUUCAUUUUCUUCUCUUUCAUUUCAUCCUAUACUUCAUUAUUUUUUACUACAGAGCAAAACAAGCCCAGGAACGUAACAUGUAUCAGAAACUUGAAGCAAAAAGAUUGAAAAAAGAAAAGUAAGAACUGAAAUAUAUCAAGUCGGUGGCGAAGGUAACCAUAGCAACUGGUCAUGCUGCAUGUGCAAAUUUUUAAAUAUUUGUAUUACUCAAACCUUAGAAAUCUAUUGUCUUUAAUCUGUUUUAGUGUUUAUUUGCAUAGCAUGACCAGCUACCAUGUCUAGGCUUCGCCACAUAAAGCAAACAAACACGAUAGUCUAUUAGACUAAACAAACACCGACGUGGUCUUAAAGUACUGUUUAAUAAACGAACAGGAGUGUCUUAUUAGGUUUAAAGCCACGAGCGCGCACCGCGAGUGGCUUUAGAUCUAGUAAAACACGUCCUGCGAGUUUAUUAAACGGCUUCAAACACGACCACAAAUUCAAUAGCAAUACUGCUUUAUUAGCAUUCUUUAUAUAAAGAAUACUAACGAGGACACGACUGCAAUAGAUACUGCCUUAUUAGUAUUCUUUAUAUAAAGAAUACUAAUUAGGAGUGUUUUAUCAGGUUCUCUCUCCUCCGCAGAGGCUUUAGUUUUCUUAGGAUUUAACAUUUCGAUCAGAUACGUUUCACUACACUUUACAUGGCGUUUAAAGCGUGACAUAUUAUGGUUGACAUGAUUUGCCAUUCUCGUACCCAGAGCCCUUCUUACGCGCGGUGCGACGAGGGGCUCUGGCCAAAUCCAUAUCCGAACUGGCAUCUGAUUGGCUAGUUCUAACACCGGAUAUUGUUUUCUUACCAUGUUUUUAUGGUAUCCGGUUACGGAUUUGGCCAGAGCCCCUCGUCGCACCGCGCGUAAGAAGGGCUCUGGUACGAGAAUGAUGAUUUGCCAAUUAGCUCAUGAAUUAUUAAUGAGUGUUUAAAGGCCUGUUUAAGACAUUUUACUCACCGUCUAAAGCACGGUUUACACUAUCAAAGUUUCUGUGAUCAUAGUAGGAAUUUUGCAAGUUUUGAAGGAUUUUUAAGAAAUGUUUGAGGAAAGUUUUGCUUGUAUUUUUCAAUGCGUGCAGUAUCUAUUAUUUCUAUGGAUCCCUCUCAGUGCGGGGCUUAGUAGUUUCGUCAUUAAUUUAUGAAAUAAAGAAAUGGCAUGAUCAAUUCUCUUUUUUAAACAUUCCACAGAGCUCUAUCUGCUGAGAUGAACGACAAAGCUGAACAGCAAAAGAAAAAAGGAGUGAGGUUGUGUAUAUUAGUUCUUUUCACUUUGUAUGUCAUGUAAAUCUGUAAACUAUAAUGCAUGCGGGUAAAAAAAUGAUGUCACUGGAUGUCGAGCAGAAAAAUUAAAUUGAUGUCAUUAAAUGGGUUUGGAUGUUUGGUGUAUUCAGUAUCUUUUCCCUAACAUAUUUCUGCUAUUUAAUCUACAGAUCAGCAACAAGGGUAAUGAUGAAUUCUCUUGCUCAAACUCAGCUCAAACAUAAGCUUGAGGUACACUACACUCAUUUUUUUAUUGUGGUUCUUUCGAGAAAAUUUGAUUUUCAUGUUUCUGAGACUUAGUUGGAUCACUAGGAUGGUACUUCAUUUUCGACAUUUCUAGGGACUACAGAAGAGACGUAAUCUCAAUCCAUAAAUUACUGUGCAAAAUAUCCCAAGUAUAAUACGGAUCAGUAAAAUAGCCAUGUAUAGAUCACUCCGGUAUAUAUGCUCAGUUCAGUGGUGGGAGGCAGUGAAUGUGUUUGCCUAUUUCCGACUGCUGACCCGUUACUAGAGAGGGAUAUCAUUCAUCAAUAAACCCAAGAAAAACUAUGAUUUAAUUAUGUUAUAAAAUUGGGCAGCUAUACAAAAAAUGCAUUAUAUAGCACCACCUAGGGAAUAAGCCACAGGCUACCCCAAUUACGGCGACCACUUAGUUACAUUAACAUUAAUAACGAGCAAUGUAGACAGUAUACCAAAUUGACAAAAAGACAUCAGACAACGAACACCAUCUUAAAACACCACCCAUGCACCUGGUCCUUUCACAUUUAACACAUACAACUAUCCAAUUUACUUUUCGGACAAACUGGCUAAAAGGGUGCAAUAUAUACUGCCAAAAAUACUGCCAAGGAUCUUUUCAGGCAGUAAUACCUAUAUGCUGAAAUAGGGCCGCCCCAUGCAUACAGAAUCAUAUUCCGAUUCAUAAGUGCUAUUUGGCUUAAUAACUUAUAGUAACAUAUAUUUAGUAAGUUAUAUUUCCUCGAGGACAAGGGGACAGUUGCCCCUGGACUCUUUCCGUAUCCACACUGAAUCAUAUCAUUCAUGUCUAUUUAGGAAUUGAGGCGAGAAAUGGAAAUGGAACUCUCGAAACAAAAGGAAGAACUAAAUCGAAUUAUGGAAGAGAAACUUAUGGAAGAACUGCAGGUCCUUCUUCGCAAUUCUUUAUUUUUGUGAAUUAUUCUCUUGUGCUAUAAAGAAUUUUGUACAGUACAAAAUACACAAUGAAUACAAUAAAUAUAUAAAACAUCUUAUUUUAGUUACACGAGAAGAACUUCAUUACUCAGUUGGCAUCGAUAAGCCACAUGAAUGAAGAAGAAAUAGCAAAAAUUUGCAAAGAAGCAGUCACAGGUAAAAGCAGUAGUUGACCCACACAGAACUUGACUUUUCCACAGUCCCCAAAAAUUUGCUUGGAAAAAAUUAAGAUCAUGUGACCUGCAAGGCAGACACUUGCACUCUGGAACAAAACGGAAAACUCUUGGGCCACUUCCGAAUUUUCUCUCGAAUGGCCACAGACAAUGCACCCUUCCUAAAAGUACUUAGCCAUGGCUAUAGGGCCUCGUUCUCGUGUUUGACACAUUAGCCUCAUUGCCCUUUAUCUUGUUACUGAUAACAAAAUUAUAAACAGGUAUUCUAUAUUCACUGAUAUAACUGCAUGGUUUCCGUAAACUCAAUAUCUUAAUUACGAAAACGAGGCUCUAUAGCCAAGACUGAGCAUGCACUUUCCGGAAGGGUGUACAGCGUGAGAACGAGGCUUCGUGCUAAAUUGUAAUGUUUCUAUAGCAAAUUGGUACCAACCCUCGACAUGGCGUUAUUAUUCUUCAAAACUAGAGCGUAAUUGGGAAAUAGUCUUAUAGUCUAUUCCGUCCUCAAACUUUAUUUCCAUUUACCAAGCUGUUAUUAUUUAUGCUUCUUUUCUUUUCUCGUGUUAGAAUCUGGUGGUGAUCAGCAGACGUCGAAAAAGAUAUCGAAAGAUCUACGCAAGCGUAUUCGCAACACUAAGCAGGACGCUGUAGUUUAGCCCAAAUCUUUACUCUUCCACCUCAAACUCGCCAUCGGUUUCAAGAAGCGUUUCAUAAUAAUAAUAGAGAGGUUCAGAUAUGGCUUUCUCUACCACUACAGCUGCCUCUCAUUGGCAUUUGAUUGGUUAAUCAGGGAGAAUAAACCCAUCUGAUUGGUCAAUGAUCGUUAAUGGUAGUGGAAGUUAAAAUCUGAACCUCUCUAAUGCCACAUGAUGGUCAACGGUAAAAUUAUUUGCACUUCUCGGAGCACGGAAAUUAUUCUCAAUAUAUCCAUAACUUGUAUUUGUCAGCAAACACGAACAACGUCAGUAUAAGUGAACGAUUUAGUCAAUGCCGGACACUUCGCAACUUUUUUUUGGGAAGUGGCGAAUUCAGGUUGCCAACAUAUGAUAUCUUUCUGUUGGUAUCUUAGCUCUCGAAACUGGUAUCUUAGUUCUCGAAACUUUUUUCCCUUAAAUUUAUGCAACAUAUUGCUCAAUUUCAACGCUUUCGUGGUUGGAAAAUUAGUGUUACGACUUUGUUGCACAGCGAUUCAGCUAUCAUCCAAAGCACUCCGCUAGUGUCCGCGACUGUAUAUCAGUAGUUUAAUUUCAGUGACGUAUUUAUUGAGUGGAAAGUAAUGCAAAGCUCAUGGAGUAACUUAAUGUGCACAGAAUCGUUCUACUCGUAGUGAGUAUAUUUGCAUUUAUAUUUAACUGUGACCACUGUAUAUAAUUUAUUUAUUAACAAUUAAUGCAUGUAGCAUAUUUAUUAAGUACAAAGUAACUAAAAUAACACAAAAUCUAAAGAGUUUUUAAAAUACUAUGACUCGAGGUACUAUCACAAGGAAAAUGUUACCCAGAGUCCCAGACUAUGAACGGUAUACAGUCAC